This is a messenger RNA of Solea senegalensis (Senegalese sole), 2970 nucleotides long. Its product is annotated as F-box/LRR-repeat protein 7-like. The coding region runs from base 435 to 1916 and encodes 493 amino acids. Gene Ontology annotation, molecular function: protein binding. Gene Ontology annotation, cellular component: SCF ubiquitin ligase complex. The record is from RefSeq and is a predicted model, not a curated record. NCBI's taxonomy places the organism in Eukaryota, Metazoa, Chordata, Actinopteri, Pleuronectiformes, Soleidae. Gene Ontology annotation, biological process: SCF-dependent proteasomal ubiquitin-dependent protein catabolic process. The transcript is spliced from 4 exons.
UUGCCCUCACUCUGCCUGAUAAACAGCUGCUUACCAUUUAGAGCACUUCACAAAGUUUUCUCCUUUUUUUCCCCCCCCUCUCUCCCUUCUCUCACUGCCCCAAACUCCUCAGAUUUAAGGAUCUUUUGUGUUGUGUCCACCUCUCCUCUCCUGCAGCAGCAGCAGCAGCAGCAGUGGUGCGUCUCCAUGUGGAGCUUCACAUACAGAGAGAAAGUCUGCGCCGCUGGAAGCUCAAGUCUGGACUCUGGCUUUGCGUAAUGCUGAGGCGUCCUCUGCUCAACAUCUGGAUUAACUAUUUGGAGUCAGAGCUAACGGGCCGACUCAAGACUCCGGCUGUUUCCUCUCUCUUCAUGGAAAGACUCAGUUUUACUGUGGGAUUUUAACGCCUUUUGACAACCCUCCGAGUUUUGCGCAUAGAUUAUGUAUUCUUUAAAAUGGGUGCGAACAAUGGAAAACUGUAUGGAAGCGAGGGUAAAGGGAGCUCAAGCAUCUCCUCUGACAUAAGUUCGAGCACAGAUCACACACCAACUAAAGCUCCAAAGAAUGUGGCUACCACUGAAGGUCUGGACUCCAGUACCAGGACUUUGAGCACCCCCAGUCCUGGUCUCAUCCUGCCCUCCAAGUCCUCCUCUCUCUCCUCACCUGCUCUCUCCAGCAACGGCCAUGAGACCAACUCCUCGUCAUCGUCCUCUGCUCCCGCCGAGACCGUCGCCGUGGUCCACUCUCAGCCGGGCACCCACACUCGCUCCCGCCAGUCAAAAACCCACCACCACGCCCCCAUCGACCUCCUCCCCGACCACGCCCUUCUGCAGAUCUUCUCCCACCUCCCCACCAAUCAGCUGUGCCGCUGCGCACGCGUGUGCCGCCGCUGGUACAACCUCGCGUGGGACCCGAGGCUGUGGAGCACGGUGCGGCUGACGGGGGAGCUGCUGCACGUCGACCGCGCCAUCAGAGUCCUGACCCACCGACUGUGCCAGGACACGCCCAACGUGUGCCUGACCCUGGAGACGGUGAUAGCCAACGGCUGCAAGAGGCUCACGGACCGCGGCCUGCAUGUGGUGGCGCAGUGCUGCCCCGAACUACGCCGCCUGGAGGUCGCUGGCUGUUAUAACAUCUCGAAUGAGGCCGUGUUUGAGGUGGUAUCCUGCUGCCCCAGCCUGGAACACCUGAACCUCUCAGGCUGCUCCAAGGUGACAUGCAUCAGUCUUACCCAGGAGGCCUCGCUCCAGCUCUCCCCUCUUCAUGGCCAGCAGAUAUCCAUUCACUACCUGGACAUGACCGACUGCUUUUCCCUCGAAGAUGAGGGAUUGCGAACUAUCGCCUCCCACUGCCCGCGCCUGACACAUCUGUAUUUGCGCCGCUGCACCAGACUGACAGAUGAGGCCUUGCGCCACCUGGCUCUCCACUGCCCGUCGAUAAGAGAGCUUAGUCUCAGCGACUGCCGUUUGGUGGGGGACUUCGGCCUGCGUGAAGUCGCCCGACUGGAAGGCUGCCUGCGUUACCUGAGCGUCGCUCACUGCACCCGCAUUACAGAUGUGGGCAUACGCUACGUGGCUCGCUACUGUCCGAGACUGCGCUACUUGAACGCAAGGGGUUGUGAGGGGCUGACAGACCACGGCCUUGGCCACCUGGCCAGGAGCUGCCCCAAACUCAAGUCUCUGGAUGUGGGCAAAUGCCCGCUGGUGUCGGACAGUGGGCUGGAGCAGCUGGCAAUGUACUGCCAAGGCCUGAGGCGAGUCAGCCUCCGAGCCUGUGAGAGUGUCACUGGCAGAGGACUCAAAGCUCUGGCGGCCAACUGCUGCGAGCUGCAGCUGCUCAACGUGCAGGACUGCGAAGUGUCACCAGAGGCUCUGCGGUUUGUCAGACGCCACUGCCGACGCUGUGUCAUCGAACACACGAACCCCGCUUUCUACUGAGAAGGGCCGUUCUUGGACUGGUCCUCUGACAAGUGGAUGUUCCCUUAUUCCUGCGAAGGUGUUGGCAGAGUGGAGCGGCUGAUGUAUCAUAAGUGGUGGUGCAAUACUGGCCAGAGUUUGUCUUUUUUUUUUUUUCUGUUUUGUGUCUUCAUCCGCUUUGUGGCUGUUAAUUCUGUCCUUUGAAAAAUACUUCAGUAGAAUGUAUUUAACAUAUUUAUCUGUAAAAAGGCAAGAGAAUUCAGUAUUUCAGACUAUUCCUUUCCCCACCCCCUCCAUCACAAUCUGCAGUAUAACAACAAGCUACAACACUGAGCACUGGGUACAGAUGUGUUACCAUCCUGAUAUACUGUAUUUGUAAGCGCAUCAUCACCUUAAAGGUCCAGUGUGUAAAAUUUAGGAGGGUUUAUUCACAAAAAUUAAAUACACUUCCCAUAAUUGAGUUUGUAUAAAGGUGUAGGGAUUGUUUACCCUUAGAUUAAGCUUUGUUAUGUACUUAAGGCUACGGCUUUGCUUCACAGAGGUCACAGAGUAUUUUUAGUUGGAAUAUGAAGAAGAACAUUGUUUCGGGUAAUUGAAGAACACCAAAAAUGACAUGAUGCCCUUGGGAGAUGGAUAGAGUGGCGUAGUUCUCCCUUAAUUGCAAUCUGCAGUCUCACCAGUAGAUGUCACUAAGUCUUACACACUGAACCAGUAAGGCGUGGGGUCAUAAUAAUAAUCACAUGUUACUACAUCUAUUUAUAUACAGCAAGUAUCUUCAGACGAAACCACUAAAAAUGUAGCUACAGAGCAGCUCUGGUGAUUUCAUACAUACUCAGUUCCACUUUCUUUGUGUUGUGUGUGUGCAUAUGCACUUUACGCAGCUGUACCGACAAUCACUUUAACUGAGCUCAAAGUGUCAUAAUUUCAGAUUUUGUCAAUGAUAUUCCUUAUAAUUAAAGGUUACUAUUAGCCAGUGUUGAAUAGACACAAACUGUUAUCGGGACUAUUGUUGAAAAUAAACAAGAACACAUUGCUGCUAUAACUGUGCCAAUAAAAUUCUUCCAAAAAAAGAAAA